Molecule: messenger RNA, 2385 nt
Organism: Klebsormidium nitens
Lineage: Eukaryota; Viridiplantae; Streptophyta; Klebsormidiophyceae; Klebsormidiales; Klebsormidiaceae
Source: the annotation of a GenBank genome assembly
GGGAAAUAGGGCAAGCGUGUCUGAGGAUCGUGAAUGGGGCGCCUUUGCAAAGGUGUUUCUCCUGAUAGAUCCAUUAGUGCCCGUGGCCAUCGAUUCAGGCAACGAGACUGCACCUGGUUUGUGGUACAUAAGGGCAAUGCUGCUAGCUGGGUGGCGGAAGACUGUGUAAAGUUGCCAAGUGAUUAGCCACCCUCCAACUAAGUCGGCAGGACAGUUGGCUAUUUAGAUAGUUCUAGCGUAGUGAACAGGUGGGGGACAAUUUGCCCUUUUGUUGGUUCAACGACAGGUAUUUCAGGCACCACAGGUGAAAGCAUCGAAGUUGGUGCUGUGAUGGAUGCUGCUGCUGUGGCUCGUUCGCACCACUGCCUCUGCGGGGGCCCGACGGCCACAGGAAAACCCCAGAGACUGCAGAGCGCAGAAUGUCACACAACCAGUUUUACUUUGAGUCCAGUGUCCCGGCAAUUUUGCCGAAAGCAACAUCGGUGGUUGCAACAGAAGCAGCAGAGGUUAGAUUCCAGGCGAAGACCACAACCCAGUGGUAGUUUGGCAAGCAGGGGCAGCCAAGCUGACCUCCAGGCGUUCUUGUCAGACAUUGGGAGAAUAGAGAGAUCGAGGGGCAGGCGAGUGCCACCUAUUUCUUCGGAAACUGCAGACCGAGGGGGUUAUGACAGUACACGGUCCAGAACAUCACGAUGGCAGGGGUCAGCAGCUGCGUCUCUUGCUUCGAUGGCGCCUACGGCCCCUCAGGCGCCUGUUGCUCCCGAAGGGAAUGCCGUCCAAGAAGCCACAGAGCGCGUCGGAGUGUUAUUACUUAAUCUAGGGGGCCCGGAGACUCUCGAUGACGUGCAACCUUUCCUGUUCAACCUCUUUGCAGAUCCUGAUAUUAUCCGCCUGCCUCGCAACCUCCGCUUUCUGCAGCGCCCGCUGGCGCAAUUCAUCUCUUCCGUGCGUGCACCCAAGAGUGCCGAAGGCUACGCUGCUAUUGGGGGAGGUUCUCCCCUCAGACGAAUCACGAAUGACCAGGCUCAGGCACUACAAGAGAGCCUUGAAAAGAAGGGCUGUCCUGCGCAUGUAUAUGUAGGUAUGAGGUACUGGCAUCCAUUCACGGAGGAAGCGAUCUUCGAUAUCAAGCAGGAUCGGAUAACCCGGCUUGUCGUCCUCCCUCUGUACCCUCAAUUCUCCAUCUCCACCAGCGGGUCGAGCUUGCGCCUCCUAGAGCGACUCUUCAGGGAGGACGACUACCUGGUCCAGAUGGAGCACACGGUCAUUCCGUCCUGGUACCAGCGGAGCGGGUACGUGAAGGCGAUGGCGAACCUCAUCGAAGAGGAGCUGCAAAAGCUGCCAGUGCCAGAAGAGGCCCACAUUUUCUUCAGCGCGCAUGGGGUGCCGGUGACCUACGUGGAGGAUGCUGGAGAUCCGUACAAAGCCGAGAUGGAGGAGUGCAUCGCAUUGAUCACGCAGGAGCUCGAAGACAGAGGGGUGGACAACAAAUACACGCUUGCAUAUCAAAGUCGAGUCGGACCAGUCGAGUGGUUGAAGCCAUAUACUGAUGAGACGAUCAAGAAGCUGGGCAAGGAGGGAGUAAAGUCGCUACUGGCUGUGCCUAUAAGUUUCGUGAGCGAGCACAUUGAGACGCUGGAAGAGAUCGACGUGGAGUACCGGGAGCUGGCGCUGGCGUCGGGCAUUGUGCACUGGGGCCGCGUGCCCGCGCUGGGCGUGGAGCCCAUGUUCAUCGACGACCUGGCAGACGCUGUGCUGGAGGCGCUGCCGUUCGUGGGGGCCAUGGCCAUGUCGUCCGUCGAUGCUAAGCAGGCUCUGGUGCCUCUGGGCAGCGUCGAGGAGCUGUUGGCGACGUACGACACGCUGCGGAGGGAGCUGCCAGCGCCGGUCGCAGUGUGGGAGUGGGGCUGGACGAAAUCGGCGGAGACGUGGAACGGGCGAAUUGCGAUGAUUGCUGUUCUUGCUCUGCUAAUAUUGGAAGUCACCACUGGGCAAGGCGUGCUGCACCAAUGGGGAAUGCUGCCUCCGAAAACCUGGUAGCUGUCCCAGCGGACAAGUAGAGGUCCAUGAUUCAUUUUGUGCGUAGUCUGGGAGGGUGGGACACUAGACAUGGCCACGCCUUCUGUGGUUGUACAUCAAGGUGCAGCAGGACCCGAUUUGCAGCUCCCUUCCGCAGAAGUAGCUGCAAGACGUCAUUCCAGCAUCUGUACGUCGCGCAGAUAGGACUGAUCACCAAACGGUUUCUCAAAAAGGUCAUGUGCUUCAACAGAUUCAAGUUACAGUUGAAUUUGACGAGUCUAGGUCUGGUUGGCCGUGAAGCUGCUUUGCAUGGAUGCAAGACAGUCCUUUCCGGUCAUUGUAUCACAAUAUUGCAUGUUGUGUGAA